Messenger RNA from Ananas comosus (pineapple), 3514 nucleotides. RefSeq names its product probable DNA gyrase subunit A, chloroplastic/mitochondrial. The record is from RefSeq and is a predicted model, not a curated record. Gene Ontology annotation, cellular component: cytoplasm; DNA topoisomerase type II (double strand cut, ATP-hydrolyzing) complex; chromosome. Bases 183 to 3011 code for a protein of 942 amino acids. NCBI's taxonomy places the organism in Eukaryota, Viridiplantae, Streptophyta, Magnoliopsida, Poales, Bromeliaceae. Gene Ontology annotation, molecular function: DNA topoisomerase type II (double strand cut, ATP-hydrolyzing) activity; DNA binding; ATP binding. Gene Ontology annotation, biological process: DNA topological change. The transcript has 27 exons.
UUGUCCCCUUCCUCCUCUCCCGCUCACAAAAUCCUCUCCAAAACCCUCACAAAAACCCUACUCCUCCUCUCCCAUGGCGAUGGCGUACUCCCCCCUCUUCUUCUCCCAGUAGUAGGAGAGAACCCGACGCUUUUGGAACGCAACCCUAGGGUUUCCUCUCGCUCAUCCACCUCCGCUCGCAAAUGGCCUUCUCCACCGUCCUUCGCCUCACGUCCGCCUCCCUCUCCCGCCUCCGCCCUCCCAUGGCCCUCCUCUUCCCCUCUUCCCUCAUCGCCUCCCGUCGCUGCGCCAUUUCCGACAUACGCUUCCUCUCCGUCGCCGCGAGCCCCCGCCGGAGAGGGCCCGUGCGGACGCUAAGGGCGCGGCGGGGCGGCAGGGAUGACGAGACCGCGGGCGAUGGAGGGGCGAAGGGGAGCAAGGGGGACGACGGUGGAAAUGGGGGCGUGAUGGUGAAGGAGAGGAGCGGCGGGGUUGGCGGCGAGGGAAGGGUUGUUCCAGCGGAGCUACAUAAGGAGGCGACCGAGGCGUACAUGGCCUACGCCAUGUCAGUGCUUCUAGGCCGCGCCUUGCCGGAUGUUCGCGAUGGGUUGAAACCGGUUCACCGGAGGAUAUUGUUUGCAAUGCAUGAGCUGGGUCUUGCAUCUCGUAGGCCUUUCAGAAAAUGUGCUAGGGUUGUUGGUGAGGUUUUAGGCAAAUUUCACCCCCAUGGAGAUACUGCAGUUUAUGAAUCCUUAGUGCGAAUGGCACAGGACUUCUCAAUGCGCCAUCCGCUUAUUCGAGGACAUGGAAACUUUGGAUCAAUUGAUGCUGAUCCUCCUGCCGCAAUGCGUUACACAGAGUGCAGAUUGGAAGCGCUCGCUGAAGCGAUGCUCUUAACUGACUUGGAACUGAACACUGUGGAUUUUGCUCCGAACUUUGACAAUUCGCAAAAAGAGCCUUCUGUUUUACCCGCUCGUAUUCCAACAUUAUUGUUGAAUGGUUCGUCUGGAAUUGCGGUUGGGAUGGCAACAAAUAUUCCUCCUCACAAUCUUGGGGAGCUUGUGGAUGCCCUUUCUGCUUUGAUUCAAAAUCCUGAAGCAACACUUCAAGAACUGCUGGAAUACAUGCCUGGACCUGACUUCCCAACUGGAGGAUUAAUUAUGGGAAAUGAAGGAAUCUUGGAAGCCUAUAGAACUGGGCGAGGCCGCGUAAUUGUUAGAGGAAAGACUGAGGUUGAAAUGAUUGAUGAAAGAACCAAACGCGAUGCCAUUAUAAUCAAAGAGAUCCCUUAUCAGACAAAUAAAUCUGCUUUGGUGGAGAAAAUUGCUGAACUUGUGGAAGAUAAGAUAUUAGAAGGUAUAAGUGAUAUUCGUGAUGAAAGUGACCGUUCUGGGAUGCGUAUUGUCAUAGAGUUGAAACGAGGUUCAGAUCCUUCGAUAGUUCUCAACAACUUAUUUCGUCACACUGCUCUUCAGUCAAGCUUUAGCUGCAACAUGGUAGGUAUUAUAGAUGGGCAGCCAAAGCUGAUGGGUUUGAAAGAAAUUCUUCAGGCUUUUCUUGACUUCAGAUGUUCAGUAGUUGAAAGGCGUGCAAAAUAUAAGCUUUCUCAAGCACAAGAAAGAAAACAUAUAGUCGAGGGUAUUAUGGUGGGCCUCGACAAUUUGGAUGCUGUAAUUCAUAUAAUUAAGGGAACCUCAAAUAAUACUAUGGCGAUUGCUGCUUUAGUGAAGGAAUAUGGUUUAUCUGAGAAGCAAGCUGAAGCUUUAUUAGACAUAACCUUAAGGAAGUUGACUUCUCUUGAGAGAAAAAGAUUUGUUGAUGAAGCCAAAUCUUUAUCUGAACAAAUUUCUAAGCUAAAUGAGCUUUUGUCUAGCAAGAAGCUCAUGUUUCAGCUUAUUGAACAAGAAGCAGUUGAUUUAAAGAAUAGGUUUGGGACGCCACGCCGUUCAUUAUUGGAGGAUUCAGCAAAUAGUCAACUGGAGGACAUAGAUGUCAUCCCUAACGAAGAAAUGCUUUUAAUCCUCAGUGAGAAAGGAUAUCUUAAGAGGAUGAAGCCUAACACCUUUAAUCUACAACAUCGAGGUACUAUCGGGAAAUCUGUUGGAAAAAUGCGAGUAAAUGAUUCUAUGUCUGACUUCAUUGUCUGUCAUACACAUGAUCACAUCCUUUAUUUCAGUGAUAAGGGAGUAGUUUAUUCUGCUCGUGCUUAUCGGAUACCAGAAUGCACUAGAACUGCUGCUGGCACUCCAUUGAUACAGCUGUUAUCAUUGUCUGAAGGAGAGAGAAUAACAUCCAUUAUUCCUGUUAGUGAAUUUGGUGAAGAUCAAUAUCUACUGAUGCUUACAUUGAAUGGGUAUAUCAAGAAAGUGCCUCUUAAUGCUUUCUCGGCAAUUCGAGCAACAGGGAUCAUUUCGAUUCAACUGGUCCCUGGUGACGAACUUAAAUGGGUCCGUCGCUGUGCAAAUGAUGACCUGGUCGCAAUUGCUUCCCAGAAUGGGAUGGUCAUAGUUAACUACUGUAAUAAGCUUCGUGCAUUUGGAAGAAGAACAAGGGGUGUGAUAUCCAUGAGGCUGAAGGAGGGGGAUAAGAUGGCGGCGAUGGAUAUAAUACCCGCAGCCGUGCAGAAAGAUCUGCAGAAGCUGACUGAAAGUUCUGGCAACAGGGGUAGAGAUCUUGGCCCACCAUGGCUUCUUUUUGCGUCUGAAAGUGGUCGAGGAAAGCGUGUUCCUCUGAGUGCAUUCCGACUAUCAAUGUUUAAUAGAAUGGGCUUGCGAGGUUACAAGCUUCCGCCAGAUCAUCGUCUUGCUGCAGUAUUUGUUGUUGGGUUUUCAUUAGCAGAAGACGGUCAAAGUGAUGAACAAGUGGUUUUAGUUAGCCAGAGUGGCACUGUAAACAGAAUAAAGGUUAGGGACAUACCUAUCCAAUCACGUUCUGCGAGGGGGGUGAUUCUGAUGAGAUUGGAGCAUGCCGGGAAGAUUCAGUCUGCUUCUUUGAUUUCUGCUGCGGCAGUUGAUGUUGUUGCCGAUGACUGAAGAUGCUCUUCUACAUACGGAAAGUUUUGGAUUUAUUAGCAGUGAAGAAGAAUUCCUCCAGAGAUUGGAUGUUAAAUAUGAAGUUACCUAUCCUCUUCGACUAACUUUUGCUGCAUACAGUUGGAGAGGGAAGAAGAAUAUAGUAUAGUAAUUCGGUGGAAACCCAGUGAAGGUGCAGAGCAUUCCAUAUGUGACAGGCUAUUUGCCUCCAAAGAUUCGUUGUUCCGUAUGGUAUGGUCUGGCCCCCACUAACCUUCACAGACAAGGAAUUUUCAUCAUCUGAGAUUUGACGCAGAGGUAAUCUGUUUGUGAAACGUUUUGAAGGAUGUUUGUGAAAAUGUCUGCAGCAUUUAUUUACAAAUAGGGCUGAUCUGUUACUGAUCAAUUCGAACACCGUUCCAAUUGUUGUAGAACUAUGGUCGAGAAUUCUUGUACUGUGAUUGGCAUGUAGUUCAUUUGAAAGUAGCAUUUAGUCGCAAAUUCUAUUCAUGCCAUUUAACCAA